AACCAAAGUGUAGCACAAAAGGAAGAAGAAAAAACCCCAAAUUGUUCAUUCUUUGACAGCCCAGAAACUCAAAAUGCAGAGAUCCACCUCUCAUCAACUGGGAGUGUUCUUCUUCAUGUUGCUGCUUGCAGUCUCCUCAUGUUUUGCGAGGGAGAUGGAAGGAAGAGAAACUGUCAAACCAUUGGAGUCGACCAAUGCGGGGAACGAACCAUGCAAAAAGAUUGAGGACUGCAAUGCGAAAUGUGCGAGAAGAGGAUGCACUCCUUAUUACUGUAGCCCUUUGGGGUGGUGUUGGUGCAUAUUACCAAUAUCUAAGGGCAUUGCUCAGUGUUAUUAAUUAUUAAUUUGCUCUCUCUAUAUACGUAUUACUUCUUUAAUAAUUAUCAUUUUUCGAUUGUAUAAUCAACUGAUGUCACACAUUAUUAUAUUGUGAGUAAUAAAAAGAUUUCAUAUUAAUUUUCG
Linum tenue is the source of this 462-nucleotide messenger RNA. The record is from the annotation of a GenBank genome assembly. NCBI's taxonomy places the organism in Eukaryota, Viridiplantae, Streptophyta, Magnoliopsida, Malpighiales, Linaceae.